GCAGCGCUUUUGUUAUUAGUAUUUCUUUCUGGUCUCACGAGAAAAGGAAAAUGGGAGAAAGCAGUAGCAGUGCCUGAAAGCAAAACCCUAACAAUCUGAAUUAAAAUUGCUCUACUUAUCCAUAAUAAUAAUAAUAAUAAUAAUGGCAUCUCUUCUUCACUUAUCAGCAGCGUCUCCGUUUGUCUCUCAGAAGGAGCAUCGCCUCUCUCCCCGACACGCGGCCGUCAGCUGUAAUGCAGUGGAGCCCCUCAAGUUUGGCAACGGCAUCCCUCUCCUUAGUAGUAGCAGUAGCUAUGGCGUAGCUGAACAUCAACAAUCUUCUUUCCCAUCCUUUUUAGCCUCAAACUCCCAUUUCGAUCAUGAUACCAGGCUUCGCAUUUUCUCUGGCACUGCCAAUCCUGCCCUCUCUCAGGAAAUUGCUUGCUACAUGGGUUUGGAGCUUGGCAAAAUUAAAAUAAAACGUUUUGCUGAUGGAGAGAUUUAUGUUCAAUUGCAAGAAAGUGUGAGAGGAUGUGAUGUCUUUCUCGUACAACCUACUUGCCCCCCUGCAAAUGAGAAUCUUAUGGAGCUUCUUAUCAUGAUCGACGCUUGUCGGAGGGCCUCUGCCAAAAACAUUACUGCCGUCAUUCCAUAUUUUGGCUAUGCCAGGGCUGAUAGGAAGACUCAAGGACGUGAAUCUAUUGCUGCCAAACUUGUCGCUAAUUUGAUAACCGAAGCUGGUGCAAACCGUGUGCUGGCUUGUGAUCUUCAUUCUGGGCAGUCAAUGGGGUAUUUUGACAUACCAGUGGAUCAUGUGUACGGUCAGCCUGUGAUACUUGAUUACCUUGCAAGCAAGACUAUUUGUUCUGAUGAGCUGGUGGUGGUCUCCCCUGAUGUUGGUGGUGUAGCUAGAGCACGUGCCUUUGCCAAAAAAUUAUCGGACGCACCUCUUGCCAUUGUGGAUAAAAGGCGUCAUGGACACAAUGUUGCUGAGGUUAUGAACUUGAUAGGGGAUGUUAAGGGAAAGGUUGCAGUCAUGGUGGAUGACAUGAUUGAUACAGCUGGGACUAUUAGCAAAGGUGCAGCUCUAUUGCAUCAAGAGGGUGCAAGGGAAGUCUAUGCAUGCAGUACGCAUGCUGUUUUCAGUCCUCCUGCUAUAGAGAGGUUAUCUAGUGGCCUUUUUCAAGAGGUGAUCAUAACCAAUACAAUACCAGUAUCGGAGCAGAAUUAUUUUCCCCAGCUCACAGUAUUGUCAGUUGCAAAUCUGCUGGGCGAGACUAUAUGGCGUGUUCAUGAUGACUGCUCUGUGAGUAGCAUCUUUCAAUAGGGUGCCAUGGAACCCUAUUCAAGCUUGGGCAUUGACUGAAGCAGUUGGUUUGACCUUUGAGCUUCAACUGCUGCCAUCAUUAGCUGGGUUGUAAUUAAGGAUUGUAGAAAUGAGACUUAUGUUUAGAGAAACCAUGUGGGAGCUUGAUUUGAAACAACAGCAUAGUCAUAGGCAUUCAUUCGUGGGUAGUAAUGUGUCGGUUGAAUAUGAUAUGCGAGUGAUCCAAUAGCUUAGCUAUGGUUGUAUUUGAUUGGUUCACAGUUACAACAAGUGUGCAAUUUUAUGGGCUAUGAAUCUGUGAAGUGAAAAUUGCUUCUUAUA
Mercurialis annua (annual mercury) is the source of this 1627-nucleotide messenger RNA. RefSeq names its product ribose-phosphate pyrophosphokinase 1. Gene Ontology annotation, cellular component: cytoplasm; ribose phosphate diphosphokinase complex. Lineage: Eukaryota; Viridiplantae; Streptophyta; Magnoliopsida; Malpighiales; Euphorbiaceae. The transcript is spliced from 9 exons. Bases 143 to 1306 code for a protein of 387 amino acids. The record is from RefSeq and is a predicted model, not a curated record. Gene Ontology annotation, molecular function: magnesium ion binding; ribose phosphate diphosphokinase activity. Gene Ontology annotation, biological process: ribonucleoside monophosphate biosynthetic process; purine nucleotide biosynthetic process; 5-phosphoribose 1-diphosphate biosynthetic process.